This is a messenger RNA of Spirodela intermedia, 6150 nucleotides long. The record is from the annotation of a GenBank genome assembly. NCBI's taxonomy places the organism in Eukaryota, Viridiplantae, Streptophyta, Magnoliopsida, Alismatales, Araceae.
AUGGAGAUCGGCGGCGGCGGCGGCGGUGGCGGCGGCGGCGGGGGGGGGGAGACGGGGGAGGAGCAGCAGCGGCAGCUUCUGAAGGCGGAGAUCGCCGUACACCCGCUGUACGAGCAGCUGCUGGCGGCGCACGUCGGGUGCCUGCGGGUGGCAACGCCGAUCGACCACCUGCCGCUCAUCGACGCGCAGCUGGCUCAGUCCCACGGUCUGCUCCGCUCCUACGCCGCCCAGCACCGCCCCGUUCUCUCCCCUCACGAGAAGCACGACCUUGAUAACUUCCUGGUCAGCUCCCCAUCUCUCUCUACUCUCCUCUCUCUCUCCUCUCUCUCUCUCUCUCUAUUCUCUCUCUUCUGUUUUCUCCCUAAUGAAAGGGGGUUUGGUGGGGAUGGCAGACGCAGUACUUGCUGGUGCUAUGCUCUUUCAAGGAGCAGCUGCAGCAGCACGUCCGAGUGCACGCCGUGGAGGCGGUGAUGGCCUGCCGGGAGAUCGAGCAGACCCUGCAAGACCUCACAGGUACCAUAUUCCGCGCAAGCUUUCCAAUUCUGACCUUCUCCAUCUUCAUGCACGCAUCCGACUGCAGAUUAUCUCCGAAGCUAUGUUCGUUGGUUGAAUUAUUGCUCCGUUGACUUCUUUUCUUUCGAAACUCUUUCCGCUAUGGUUCAUGUCAGACAUAUAUAAAUAUAUAGGUAUAUAUAUAUAUCUAGCGAGAGAGAGAGAGAGAGAGAGGGAGGGAGGGAGGGAGGGAGGUAGUCUGAGAGAGAGCGAGAGGGAGGUAGUCUGAGGGAGAGAGAGAGGGAGGCAGUCUGAGGGAGAGAGAGAGGGAGGUAGUCGGAGAAAGAAAGAGAGGGAGGGUUAGAGAGAAGAAGGAAGAGAGGCAAGGAGAGAUGCUGGUGGGGAGUGGGUGGGUAUGGUAGUUGAGUUAGGUAGGGGAAGGUGACAGCAGCCCUCUAGAGGGUGCAGCCUCACAUAGUCACAUGUGGGGACUCUCAAUCUCUCCUGGCAUCGUCGCUUGUUACCAUCCACUUCUUCACUUACCCGUCAAUCCUAGCCCUCAGAAUUUGCUGGCUUUCCACGCCAUCAAUAAUUACAUGAGGACCCUCUCUCUCUCUCUCUCUCUCUCUCUCCCUCCCCCCCCCUUCUCCCCCCCUCCCUCCCUCUCUCUCUUUCUGUCAUUUGUUCUUGUACAUCCUUUUAUUUACCAAGGCUAGGUUUUUCUUGGGUUGCAUUUCAAGUUUUCGAAUAAAGUCAAUGAAACUCUUGGGAAAUAAUUAAAUGUGAAAUGUAGAAUGAGAAAACGGAGGAAGGAGGAUGGGAUGUUAGAAGGUUAGGCAUGCUGUUGAUUUUAAACCAGAAGAAAUUCAUGGGGAGGACUAUUGAAGAGUCUUGUGUAGAAAUUAUUAAUGAGCUCCACAUUAAAUUAAUCAAGAAUUGGUAAAGCUUGAAAUUAUGGAGGAAGCUGCGUUUGUGGACAAAUAAUGUUGAAUAUGAAGAAGAAGACUUCUGUAACUGUUUUGUUUGGACGAGGGACAUGAUACUCAAUUAUUAGCGGCCCAAGAAGUUGACUCGUAAAUAGUAUUUUAGAAUUUGACUAUCAUAUCACUUGAGCAAACCUUUAAUGUGGUCAACUCAUCAAUAUUUUAUUAUUUUUGAAAAAUCAUACAUUCAAAGAAUAUCAAUGGCACGCUCUACUUGAAUACCCAAAUUAAAACACUUUUAUUGGAACAUUUAAUAUAUGAAUGAGAUUUAUCAUAUUCUUAAAAUUUUAGAAAGCAAGUUCAUUUCUACUAAGAAUGACUUAAAUUGUUAGAUACUAGAGCACAAUAUUAGAUUAUUCACGAGGGUUCUUGAGAUGAUCUGUAUGUUAGGUUAUGUGCUUCACAAUUUGAAUGUUUUGGAUGAGAAAUCAAUUAAAGAUCUGAAAUAAGUGGUAAACACUUCACAAAUAAAUGUUAUUUUUCUAGUAUAGAUGUUAAAAUACUGAUAUAUCAAACCAAAUAUUGAUCUUUAUGGAGAAAUUUUCAUCAUAAAGCUAACUUGAGUAUUGAAGAAACAAAUUGUUGUCACUACCUUUUUCCUUACGAUUGCCAUGCUGAUUUAACACCGUUUACACUAUCUUGUAAUUUUAUAAUAUCUUGAUAUACUCAAUUUUUGUUUUAUAGAUGCAUAUUAGUUCUUGAAAUGUCUAGUUAAUCAAUUCGUAAUGGAAUUUGUGUGGCCUUAGUUGUGUGAAAUGACUUUGUUUUCUGAGAUCAUAAAAGAUGAAGUCUUCAAGAAAAUAGUAAGAAAUGAUGACAUGACAUCUAGAAUAAUUCAUAUUAGAGAAAUAUAAAACCUGUAAGAUUAAGAUUUAGAUAUCUAAUCUUCAUUAAGUUUUAUUUAUCAAGUAAUUUAAUGUGAAAUUUAGAAUAUUAAAAGCAUAAGUUUACACUCUAAAUUCUUGAAGUGUGAAUGAAGGGUAGACUAAAGUAUCAAAAAGAAUGAGAUUUUUUUCAAGAAUUUAUUGUAGCUUUUUUUGGGUGAAAAAAUUGAAAUAUGUACUGAUAAAAUAAGAAUUAAAUAUCAUAUAAAAAAUAUGAAGGUAAAUUUUUAUAAACCUUUGAAUGAGUGGAUUACUUCUAUACUUCCUUAGUGGCCAAGGAUUAAAAACUUAGAGAUGAAAUGGGCACAUGAAAGGUGUGCAUUGAAUUCCUUAGAGGCACUAGAAAAUUGAAUUUUUAUUAUGUUUUGUGUAAGGUUUAAUCAUUAAGUACCAAUAUAUUAUUCUAACAUUGUAGAAGGCUCUUGAUAAUUUUGGGGCAUUGAUAUAUCAUAAUGAUUAAAUUAUAACAUAAAUAAAAAUCAUGUUAGAUUACAAUAUUAUCUCAAUUUGUAUCUUUUAAAGUUUUUUUAAAAAGUUUUAGUUUUUUUAGUAACCAAUUGAUACAAUUGCCAUUAAACUCAACCACAUGUUGUUCUUUUCAACUUUUAUUUUAUUAAAAAUUAAAGUGUAUCAAAGCAUAUGCGUGUGGUAAACUAAAAGUCUUGAUGAUCAAUACACAAUAGAAUUUAUAUUUUUAUAGAUUAUGAAUGAUAAAUAUUAUGGAAAUAGAAUAUAUUUUUUGUAUCUUUAGUGAGAUGGAAGGGUUAUAAAUAUGGUGUAGAUAUGUUGUACCUUCUCCAUUGAAAUAAAUAAUUCAUCAUGAAUGGAAUGCUCUACGUUGGUUUUGUAAUAAAAACAAGCAUCUAGUAGUGUAUUUUUCAUGGCUGGUUACGAUGCUUGUGUCCCUUACAAUAAAGCUUGAAUCGAAUAAUAUUUUGAUGUUGUAUUCUAUAUGUGAGAAAACUGAAAAUUAUUGAGAGAAAAGGUAGCCUAUUUACAAUAAAGUGUAAUCCUUUUGUAUGAUCUUGUAGGUGUGACCCUUGAAGAAGGAAUAGGAGCAACAAUGUCAGAUGAUGAAGAUGAACUACAACUAGAUUAUGGCCUUGAUGGUGAUAAUGAAAUACAUGACAUGACAGGAUUUGGUCCACUAAUGCCAACGGAGUCUGAAAGAACUUUAAUGGAAAGAGUUCGUCAAGAAUUAAAGACUGAGCUAAAACAAGUAAAUUGUUUUGCUAUAAUUACUUGAUUCUCUUUACUUAUCUUAAAUUAUUCAUGUUAACCACAUGAGGUCUUUUUCUCAAUUUAAUAUUCAAGGGUUUUAGAUCAAGAAUUGAAGAUGUGAGAGAGGAAAUUCUAAGGAAGAGAAGAGCAGGAAAACUCCCUGGGGAUACAACUUCUAUAUUGAAGCAAUGGUGGCAACAACAUUCCAAGUGGCCCUAUCCAACUGUAAGUUUUUUGUUUCAUUCUCAAUUCUCAUUGUGGAUGGAAGCGAAAAAUAGGACUUUUGACAUAAUUUUAUGAUUUUAUUUUGAAAACCUUUUCAACUUUCUACGAUUAAAAUAUUUUUUCCUUUAUAAUAAAAUUUCAAUAUCUAAUAUGUGCAUGAAAUAGUGCACAAUCUCACGUUCCAUGUUAUUUAACAACGAAAUGAUAUUUUGGAAAUAUUUUUUUAUGAAAUGGUUUAUACUUUAUUGCCAAGCCAUGAUAACACAAAGGUCUAAGUAUAAUAUUCACAAUUUUGAAUGCUUAUUUAUCUUUCAAUAAGCAUUGUAGCUUGUAAAAUUAUGUUUCAAUGACUGAUUUAUGAUUUUAUAAUAUAUUUGAUAGAAGAUGUUUAGAUUACUCUUCCCAUCAAAGGUAUUUUCAAACAUUCAAUAAAUAUUAGAUAGUGAUCCAAUCAUUGGUCGUUUGUAAAAAUUCCUAUUCAAUCGUUUUAUAUAGAUAUUAGAUGAUGAAAUAUUAUAGUAAGGUCAUCAUUUUUAUAUCCUUAUUUCUAGAUGUAACUAUUCAAUGAACUUUGAUUUGAAUUUCAUUACAACAUGAAUUUAUGUAAUAGAUAUAUAACUUCAUAUGUGAUAUGAGAUUCAAAUCAUAGCUUCUCAUUGCAAUAUUCUAUGUAAGAAGAUAAUCCUAUAAUUGCACUUGCCAUUUCUAAUUCAUCAUCAUGUCUCAUAUUUUUUAUGAAUCCUUGAAACAAAUAGAUGUUUACUCUAAUUUUAUGUUGUGUAGGAAGAUGAUAAGGCAAAAUUAGUUGAGGAAACAGGCCUUCAAUUGAAGCAAAUCAACAAUUGGUUCAUCAACCAGCGAAAGCGUAAUUGGCAUAGUAACUCUCAAUCUGCAACAACACUGAAGUCAAAACGAAAAAGGUAAAUACAAACAUUGCAACUAUGUAAAAAAAUUUGCAAAAUAAAUGACACAGUUUUGUUUCAGGUGAAAAACAUCAGAGUCAAGAACAAUAUUCGAUUCAAUCUAGCAAAACAACUUAAUGUGGAAGGUGACAAUGGAUGUGUCAUAGAAAUCAGGAUAAAUAGUAAAUAUAUUGUGUACUGAUUUAAAUGACAAACAAUCUAUAAUUUAACUUGUGUAAUUGAAUUCUAUUUUGUAUUAACAUUUGUUAUACAUAUAUAUAUAUGUUGUCUUGUGGAAAGCUUCCUAGAAUAAUUUUAUCAGACUUUGUAUGUGCAUGAAACUGAAAUCAAGAUGGGGUCUUUCUUUCUAAAGGAAGAUCAUAAGCUUAUCUUUAUCUAAUGUGCUGAUAACAAGACAUUGAAUUGGAGGUUUUGUUGUAUAUCCUCUUAAAAUCACCCAUGAUUUAAAUUAUCUUUCUAAGGUUUUAUUGAAUUUUUAAGUGUUUAACACUUAAGAACUUAAAAUUUUUUUAUAAAUCAAAAUAAAUAAAACUUAUAAACGAAAGUUCUAGCAUGUGAAUGCAUGUGCAUUGUUGGCUUUGAACCAACAAAUGGUGCAUUUUUUCCCUGAAUAACUAAGAUGGCCAAGCAUUCACUUUUACCUAAGUUUCAUGGGAAGCAUUGACUGAAUAAUUAGAUAGCAGCAAGUUGACAAUCUCCAAUGACAAGAUUCCCAAUUCUUGAGGUAGAUAUUUGGUUACCCUUUACUGCAUUAUUUUAUUUAGUCUACUAUCCAAAUAUUAGGUGACCAAAUGGGUGAAUAUCAAUUUAGACUCCAACUAUUAACAAAAAUAUGAAAGAAAUAGUAGAGCAAGUGAUGUGAAUCACAUAAAGAAAUACAAGAAAAACAUGGCAAGAUCUCCAAGUAUAGAACAUAACUACGAGUGGUUACUAAAGUAGUAACAGUCCAAAAUGUUCCUCAUAUUUUAUCUUUAUAAAACACUUAAUUAUGGCCCUCCGAUAUCAUUUAAGGACCAAACAUUGGUCACGUAGUUUCAUAAAUAUUAACUCACAUGGCUUCUGAAAGGUAUAAUAGGGUAAGUAGAACAAAAAAAUAGAUCAUGUCUGAAGCAUAGCUAGUUAUUUCUCUAAUUUAGUCAUUUUUCCUUGGCACACUAAGUAUUUAAUAACAAUGUUGGUUGGUAAUGAAAAGCAGGCCUUGUGGAUACACCUAAUAUAGUACGUCCUGAAGAUGACUGAUCCAAUUUACUUUGGCUAAUACUUAUCUGCAGCAGUUGCUAUCAAACUGUAAUGCUCAUGAUAAAAUUUAAAUAAACAGUUGAUCACAGCGUUUUAUAAAUAUUUUAGAUUCACGUCCCUCAAGAGACAUGAAAACUAUGAGAAUUAUUUCGAAGGGAAGGCUAGGGGAAUCUGAAUAGUUAA